CGAUAUCACCACUACUGACUGACUGGAGUGCCCUGGACUGUAUUUACAUCGUCGUCUCUUUAGCUUUGGCAUCCAUUGUCAUUCACCUUCACUCGCCAGCAGCGUCUUACAAAUCCUCUGUUUCAGCUGUAACCAUAACAUUCAGCACAUUCAGGGCAAAAGUCUCCGAGACUGACCUCUCUUGUUCACUCAGUGACCUCACUCCCCCAGACCAGUGGACAGUUAUUCGACUGCCCGGGCUCCUAGCAAUUUCCUAGCACACUGAAUUCGACCUACGAACCCCUGUGUUUUCCAAGGUUUCCCGCUGGGAAACGCCCCCCAUCCCCACUCAAUCCGCCUGGCGUUGGCCUAGAAUCCUGCUAAAAUCUGGGCUGCCACUCCAAGUGGGCUGCCCACCCUUUCCCUUUCGUCACCUCUCAAAUCUCGGUCCUCCCCCCGUCAAAAAGAAACCAGGCUCUACCUAACCUUACCUGACCUUGCAUUGCCUCGAACAAAAACAAGCAACCAACAGCGCAAGGCACUUUUAUCCCAAUCGAUUUCCUUUUCCUGGUUUCUUCUCUUGGGACGACUUCUCUUUUCUCUUUCUUCUCCAUCCUCCAACAUCUGUGUCGCUUUUCGACUCACACACAACGUUAACCAUUACUCAUCUCUUCACUGACUACUCGACUUUCUACGACACCCUCACAUCAAACGUCAAACAAGAAACGCUCCCGUCCGCUAGAGUAGACAGACCUGCUAAACCCCGCAUCGUCCACAGAGCAGUCCAACCCUGUUUUCCUGCUUCCAUCAAGAAAUCUAUCCCACUUCGUCUUUUAUAAUAAUAUUGCCCGCGCUUUGCGACACACCAAACAAGGCUCACGUUUACGAUCCGACUCGCUACAACUCCAAGACGGAAUAGCUCUAGGCCAGACCGGCGAACCUGUUUUUAGUUGCACUGCACAUUAGAAGCAACUACUGCUCUCAAAGACGUCCAAUCGCCCAAUACCUGCUACCAAAGUUCGCUCAAGACCUCACGACUUUUUCUCUCAAAGGCGACUGUCGCGCCUAGGCGGCAAUUUCUCCAGCCAUGUCUACCAUUCAGCAACUCAAGAACUUUAUCCGGCACGGCAAGCAAGCUCGUGCCGCUGCUCCUGAAGAGUCUCCACGCAAGACAGAACAGCAACAGGCGCCCGCAGUCCAGCACAAGACAGCAUCAGAUCCCAGUAAUACCAACUACGCAAGGGCACAGGAGCCCGGAAACGAAUAUGGCGAUGACGAUUACUCACGCAGCAAGAGCAAGAAGCGCGUCGAUGAUGAGAAGCUCGCCAAGCUCAUUGCUGAGGAGAAUGCCAGCAAGAGCAAAUUCCCUCGUUACCCCGGCCUCGAGCGUUGGGAACUCGUCGACAAGAUGGGUGACGGUGCCUUCAGCAAUGUUUACCGUGCCCGCGACACAACAGGACAGCAAGGCGAGGUCGCCAUCAAAGUAGUACGCAAGUACGAGAUGAACAGUAUGCAGGUAAGCAAACACUGGGGUCGUCUGUGUCUGUCGCCCUAUCUCCUUUUGUUUUGAUAUUUCUAGUGCUUUUCAUUCGUCUGCUUUCUCUUUCUUUGGGUCCCCAUUUACCAACACGGGGUUGUCCCCUCUCAUAGGGCAAUAAGCAUUUACAUCCAGACUUUAAGAAAGUCCCGAAGGCAGCAGAGGUGCGAGAAGAUUCUCCUUACGUUACUAUUUCUUUCCUAUGUCCAGGCCGACGCUGUUCCCGUCUAAAGUCAGUUCCUGCUGUCUUGAUGGCGGGGGUGGCCAGCCUUUAGACUCGAGGAAAUGCGAGGCAGAACACUGACACUCCUGCAGCGAUCAAAUAUCUUGAAGGAGGUCCAGAUUAUGCGCCAACUUGACCACCCCAAUAUUAUCAAGCUCGUCGAAUUCUCCGAAUCGAGGCAAUAUUAUUACAUCAUUCUGGAGCUAGCCCCUGGUGGUGAACUUUUCCACCAGAUCGUCCGCUUGACAUAUUUUAGCGAGGAGCUUUCUCGACACGUCAUUGUUCAAGUGGCUAAGGCUCUUGAAUAUCUCCACGAGGAGAAGGGUGUUGUUCAUCGCGACAUCAAGCCCGAGAACAUUCUGUUUGAGCCCAUUCCUAUGGUGCCCUCUAAGCACCCGAAGCCUAAGCAGCCCGGCGAUGAGGACAAGGUUGAUGAGGGCGAGUUCAUUCCCGGCCAAGGUGCCGGUGGUAUCGGUCGCAUCAAGAUCGCCGAUUUUGGUCUCUCCAAGAUUGUUUGGGAUAACCAGACAAUGACGCCUUGCGGAACUGUUGGCUACACAGCGCCUGAGAUCGUAAAGGACGAGCGAUACUCCAAGUCUGUCGAUAUGUGGGCGCUAGGAUGUGUGCUAUACACUCUGCUUUGCGGUUUCCCACCAUUCUACGAUGAAAGUAUCGAGGUGCUCACUGAGAAAGUUGCCAAGGGUCAAUACACUUUCUUGUCUCCAUGGUGGGACGAGAUCUCAAAGUCUGCCCAGGAUCUUAUCAGCCAUCUCUUGACUGUGGAUCCUGAGAAGCGAUUUACGAUUACCGAGUUCCUCGCUCACCCAUGGAUUGCCGGAAACGGACCUACUCCCCGAGAUGAGAUGAAGAAGUCUGAUGGUAUGCUCCGGGCCUUUGAUGCUACGAAAUUCGAAGAGUCUGGCAAGCGAUACGACUUCCGAUCUCCUGGCGCUGUUAACCUGCGUGAGGUCUUCGAUGUCGGUUAUGCUGUCCAUCGUCAGGAGGAAGAGGGCAAGCGAAGGGCGCAGAUUGGCCCCAAGGGCACACCAGCACGCUUCCUCGGCGGCCUCAACGAGGAAGAUGAAGACGAUGAUGUCAUGCAGAUCGAUGGUCAAGAUAACACCGGUGCCAAGCCCAACGCAGCGACUCAGGCCCUUGAGCAAAGUAUGCGAAAGGCCAACAUCCGAGAUCAAGAGCAACAGCAACAAUCUCGGGGUCGUGAGCGGGAGCGUGCUGAGAGAGGUUACGGCCAACAUUCGGCAACAGUCGCCGCGGCUGCUCGACAGCAGGUACGUGAACGCAAUCGCCAGCGAGGAGCAUUCGAGCUCAACCUUGACAACGCUACCCUCCUGGGUAAGCGAAACAAGAAGGUUCCUGUCAUGGGGGUAUAGGAGCCCAAUGAUGUAGACUCAGCCGAUGGUUCAGGAACAACAACACCCAAGCGUUUGAGCCUCGAUGGCACAGUGUCGCCAAGGCCAACGCCUCUGCGGCGGCACUCUUCAGAGCUUCCUUUUAUGUUUGAACAACAUAGAUGACUUAGAGACCAUGAGUCUGGGGUGUGACUGUUUCCAAAUUGACAUUUGUUUUUGGAAAGAUGGAGGAUGACAAGUGGCACCAGAUAUUGUCACGGGGGUACAUUUAUUCAGCAUCCAUGACAGAGGAGGAAACAUAUUAUUUGAAGUGCAUUCAGGCGCAAGGAGUACCGGGUGAUUGGCACGGCUAACGAUAUAGCCCGGAUCAUUUUAGGACUCAAGAUUAUUUGCAACGUUUUAUGUCAUGUAAUAUUUGUCAAAGGCCAGGGGCUAUGUAUGAAUCAGCAGGGCUCUUGUCUCUUGAUAUUUAUAAUCUCUCUCUGCGUGUAUCUUUGUUGAUGUCGUGAGGAGAGGUUGUGACAGCAUUGCGUUGUGCAAUAUCGAACAUCCAUAGGUUGGGAGUUUGGGGGUCUCGUUUACGUAUUGAAUGACACGGUUUUAAGACUGAAGAUAUACUUGCUUGGAUGUUAGAGAUGUAUGUUUAUCGUCAAGUUAUAUAAUUGAACUGAUUCAAUACUCCUCGUCGCCUUCUUCCUCCUCUUCAGUGUCCUCGUCUGAAACUGGGUAAUGUGAACCAUUGUUCUUCCUCAGGUCACCGCCAGACGGAACAUUUCCACCCCUCCGUGACUUUGCCGGAUCAGCUUGAUGCUUUCCCUUGGUACAGCCUUUUCGUCCACCCAAUUUGUCACAGCACGUCCAGCGGAAUCCGUCGGGCAUCUCCUCUCUCAUCUCAGGCGUAUCAAUCUCCCCAUGACAAUCCUCAUCAUGAUCCGCCCAGAAAUUCCCCGUGUUAUCAACAUCAAGAUCCCCUAACGUCAUCAGCAAACAUGCGCACAGAAAAGCAGUGCCUGGUUAACGUACCUGGAUGGUAACAACACGACGUCUCAGUGUUAUCUUGGUGGGUAAACGCCUGGUCACACUGAAUACAGACAAACAAAUCGUUCAUGGCUUUGCGCUUGAGGCCAGUGAUUGGAUUGUCGGCGGCUUUCAGGCGGCGGUAGUGGUUUAGGGCGCGGGCAUUGACGGAGGGUCGUCGAGGAGGGCGAGGAGGAUUGCGCGGACGUGUUGCUCCGGUGCGAGAUGGACCAUUUCCUGUUCUAGUGUGAAGGACAUUUUGGCGAUUGAGAUGUUUUUAGUAUGAGAUGAAGUGAGUUGGAUAUGUUGGUGUAAGUAAAGUGACGCCUUGAAGUUGGAAUAGGUAGUGUAGUUCGGAGCUUGUUUUAUUAGUGUCAGGGUGAUAUGCAGGGGUAAGUAGAGAGACAUUGUCGCAACUUCCCAGAUUCUUCCAAGCUGACAAUCACAAUAAAGAAGGAACUUGAUAGUCUUUUCCAUGAUGAAUUGGAAUUUGGGAGACACUGGGCUCUUGCUGCCUACCUAAACACCAUCGUCGUCGUUAUAAUCCUCCAUGUCACUUGGCUCUUCGCCCGACGCUCUCCUUGACUUAGUUGGAUCAGCUUCAUGCCGCCCAUGGUAACAGCCAUCCUCAUCGCCAGGUUCAUCACAGCAAUUCCAAACAAAUCCUUCGGGGUAUUCCGCGCGCAUUGACUCUGUGUCUAUAGUCCCGUGACAAUUCUCAUCGUGGUCUGCCCAAAUAUCGGCAUCAUAGUCAACCUCAAGCUCUCCUGAAGCGUACAUGUCAGCUCCCGUGUUUCUGAGCUGAAAGCGUUAAUUUCUUACCCCAAUGGUAGCA
This is a messenger RNA of Fusarium verticillioides 7600, 4961 nucleotides long. RefSeq names its product CAMK/CAMK1/CAMK1-RCK protein kinase. The record is from RefSeq and is a predicted model, not a curated record. Bases 1802 to 3130 code for a protein of 442 amino acids. Gene Ontology annotation, cellular component: nucleus. The transcript has 3 exons. Gene Ontology annotation, molecular function: protein serine/threonine kinase activity; ATP binding. Gene Ontology annotation, biological process: mitotic DNA damage checkpoint signaling; protein phosphorylation. NCBI's taxonomy places the organism in Eukaryota, Fungi, Ascomycota, Sordariomycetes, Hypocreales, Nectriaceae.